AACUCACCUCACCAACACCACCAUUCCUUUUUUCUUCACUAAAUUCAAUGUGCCCCUCUUCAAACUUUUCCUCUUCUCCCAUCAUUUUUUUUUUUUUUUUAAACUUCACCCAACAAUUCCUUCUCCAAGUCAAAAAAGUGUUCGCUUUUCAUCCUCCACACCCCUUCUGGCUCUUCGAUGUCUUGAAACCCGUGCUGUUGAUCGGCUGAAGUUUUUCACGUCUUUGGAUCGAGGAACUGCUUGGGUGUUUUAGGGAACUGGGUCCGACUUAUUUUCCUACAAUUUCAACAGCUUCUUCUUCUUCACUGCUUUUCUACUUUUCUUAUUCAACUGGAGCUGGGGUGCUGGUGAUGAUGAUGAUGGUGAUUCAUGGGUAGUAGAACAGUGAAGAUUGGUGCAGACGAUAUAACCAAUGCCGUGAGCGGGAUGCCUAGCUUCGUUUCUUCAAUGCCCACACCCAAUAAUUCCAUGGGUGCAGAGGGAAGCUCUAUUCCGUCGUCUCGGAUCUCAGACUUGAGAACACUUGAGCAAACUCUUGGAUUUCACAUAGAAGAUGUAGACCUUUCUAGAAAUCCUUUGUAUAAUCAGAUAAAGGCGAAUAGUUCGGCUCUGAACCACGUCCAGUUUGGUUCUUUAAUUAAGCCACUUGUAUCCACUGAUGUAAAUUUGCCAACUGCUAUCAUGGGGUCUCAAACGCUGCCAUUACAGAAAGAACCAAAUCCGAAUUUGGUCUCUACAUCUAGCGGUCCUCGUGAAAACUGGGGAGAGUCUAACGUGGCAGAUACGAGCACAAGAACUGAUUCCUCGACAGACGACGAUGACAAAAGUCAAAGGCUUGACAAAGAUCAAGGAAACUCACUUAUGGCAUAUGAUUCUAACAACAAGUUGAAGGAAAAAACAGCAGAUCAGAAGACCUUACGAAGGCUUGCCCAAAAUCGUGAAGCUGCUAGAAAAAGUCGUUUAAGGAAAAAGGCAUAUGUGCAGCAGCUAGAAAGUAGCAGGCUGAAGCUUACUCAGCUCGAGCAAGAACUUCAGCGAGCCCGUCAGCAGGGUAUCUUUAUUUCAAGUUCUGGAGACCAAGCUCAUUCCAUGAGUGGAAAUGGUGCACUAGCAUUUGAUGUAGAAUAUUCACGUUGGUUAGAGGAGCAUAAUAGGCUGAUAAAUGAGCUUAGAGCUGCAGUUAAUUCACACGCGGGUGACACUGAACUGCGAACGGUUGUUGAUAAUGUGACUGCACAGUUCGAUGAUAUUUUCAGGUUGAAAGGCAUUGCAGCCAAAGCUGAUGUGUUCCACAUCUUGUCAGGAAUGUGGAAGACACCAGCAGAGCGGUGUUUCCUGUGGAUUGGUGGCUUCCGUUCAUCUGAGAUCCUAAAGCUUCUUGUAAGCCAAUUGGAGCCUUUGACCGAGCAGCAAGUAGCGGAAAUCUGCAACCUGCAACAAUUAUCACAACAGGCAGAAGAUGCUCUCUCACAAGGAAUGGAUGCAUUGCAGCAAUCCUUGGCUGAAACGUUGGCCAGUGGCACGCCUGCUACAUCGGGGUCAUCUGGUAAUGUGGCUAAUUAUAUGGGUCAAAUGGCCAUGGCAAUGGGAAAGCUUGGAACUCUUGAUGGCUUCCUACGCCAGGCCGAUAAUCUUCGUCAACAAACACUUCAACAAAUGCAUCGCAUAUUGACAACCCGUCAAUCAGCUCGUGCGCUUCUUGCAAUAAACGACUACUUCUCCCGCCUUCGAGCUCUAAGCUCUCUCUGGCUUGCACGGCCACGAGAGUGAAAGGGGCAUGGGAGUUCUCUCUAGUUAAUCUGUCAAAUUUAUCAAACAAGUGCCUGAAGUGUGCUACCACACAGAAUUGCAUUGCUUCAUUGGAUGAAGCUGCUUCUGUCACAGGAAUUGUACAAUGGAUGAAGAUGAGUAAUGGCGGUGUAGGGUGAAGUCUGUGAUUGAUAUAUACAUAUAUAUAGCUUUCACAUUUUCAGUUGUUUGAUAUUGUAUGCUUAUUACAAUAAUCUUUUCAGGUGGUGUUUCAUAGAACUGAAUGGGAAAAUAGGUUGUAUCUGUAACUUACAUUUGUAUUACAUCAGCUUACACCAGA
Cucurbita pepo subsp. pepo (vegetable marrow) is the source of this 2089-nucleotide messenger RNA. RefSeq names its product transcription factor TGA2.3. NCBI's taxonomy places the organism in Eukaryota, Viridiplantae, Streptophyta, Magnoliopsida, Cucurbitales, Cucurbitaceae. The record is from RefSeq and is a predicted model, not a curated record. Gene Ontology annotation, biological process: regulation of DNA-templated transcription; DNA-templated transcription. Gene Ontology annotation, molecular function: sequence-specific DNA binding; DNA-binding transcription factor activity.